Rhododendron vialii is the source of this 444-nucleotide messenger RNA. Its product is annotated as peroxidase 64-like. Gene Ontology annotation, cellular component: plant-type cell wall; plasmodesma. Bases 1 to 444 code for a protein of 147 amino acids. Gene Ontology annotation, molecular function: heme binding; peroxidase activity. The record is from RefSeq and is a predicted model, not a curated record. NCBI's taxonomy places the organism in Eukaryota, Viridiplantae, Streptophyta, Magnoliopsida, Ericales, Ericaceae. Gene Ontology annotation, biological process: response to oxidative stress. The transcript has 5 exons.
AUGCUGAAUGACAAAACCGUUCCAGCAGCCCUGCUCCGCAUGCUCUUCCACGAUUGCUUUGUCAGAGGCUGCGAUGGUUCAGUGCCAUUGAAUUCGACUAGCAAGAACCAAGCCGAGAAAGAUGGACCUCCAAACAUUUCAUUGCACACGUUUUAUGUCAUUGAUGUUGCAAAGGAAGAAGUUGAGGCUAUGUGCCUUGGCGUUGUUUCUUGUUCCGAUAUCUUGGCUCUUUGCAGCAAGGGAAGUAGUUGCUCUGGUGGUGAAGGUAAGUCUGGAGGUCCAAACUGGCAAGUGUUAAAGGGAAGAAAAGAUGGAAGAAUUUCAAAGGCUAUUCAUACCAGACAGUUACCAGCUCCAACCUUUAACUUUUCACAACUGCAGCAAAGCUUUUCCCAGAGAGGUCUUUCCUUGGAUGAUUUAGUGGCACUCAGGUAUGUCCCAUAA